CGUUGCUGAUCAGCUGAGUCGGUCGGCCUGGGGUUUGUUGUACGUCCUUGGGCCAGGGUUUGCGCCUUGUUGUCGAUUAUAAACAGUCGACUAUGGUGCGUUGGGCAAUGGGUUUGCGAUUUCGUUUCAAACGGGAAUUCUAGCACAAAUCUCAAGUCAUGUUUCAAAAGCCUGAUGCCAGUAAGGAUGCCUUCCUGGAACAGGCAAGAACCGCUCGGGAAGAACGCCAUUUUCAAAAGAAAAAAGAGGAUGCCGCCAUCCGCAUACAAGCGUGUGCUCGAGGGUUCCUGGUCCGUAGAGCCGCCAUACGAGAUGUCAACCGCCGCCUGGACGGCCUGCUGCAGCCGCCCGGCACCGAGGACACGCCGCCGCUGGCCGCCGCCCAGGAGGUGUACCGCUGCACGCGCCAGUACCUGCUGCUCACCGGCGGGCGGGACAUGCUGCGCUUCGACCUGCUGUGCAGAUACCUCGUGCAGAGCAUGACAUCCGACUCGCUGAAGUUGUGCUACGCCUCGGUGGCGCUGAACCCGCAGCACGCCGUCGGCUGGAUCGCGCAGAUGAAGACCGUGCUGGAGCGCUGCCUCAGCCGACUGGUCAAGCUGCGGCCGGAGACGGCCAACGACACGCCGGUUCUGACUCUGCAUCUGCACUGCCUUCUCACAUUCACAUCUACGUCUACGUGGAAAAUUUUGAUGAAUAGCGGCCACGAGAAGCUGAAGCCAGUGAUGGAGAAACUGUGUCUGGCCCUGCUUCGCCACCUGAAUUCUGCCCACCUCAUGCAAACGCUGAAGGAGGUGCUGGUGCGCGGCCUGGCGCGGUCGCGGCCGGCGCUCCGACCGGCGGCGCUGACCGCCUGCAUGACGCUGGCCAGCCGGCCGCUGUUGGCCUCGCAGCUCGCCCCGGACGACGUCAGCGCCUACCUCAUCCACGUGCUCAGCGUGCCCGGCCUGGUGUCGCACCUGCAGACCACCGCGCCCGAGUGCCUGACGGUCAUCUCCACGCACCGCGUCCUGGAGCGGUGCACCACGCAUCUGCUCGACGAGCAGGGGCUGCGCAUCGUCUUCAACGCGCUCGAGGGCAACUACGCGCUCUGUCUGCUGGCCAAUCUGGUGCACCUGGCCUAUCUGCAGGAGCCGGACAAGCUGGCGGCCAUUCUCUGCCCGGACCUCUGCGUGGUGCUAACGCGGCUGCUGGAGAGCCUGCAGGCCUACGUGCAGAACAAGCGCUCCAACCUGAGCCAGUGGCACCCGGUGCUGGGCUGGUUCAGCCAGCCGCUCGACCCGCGCCUGACCGAGGCUCUGCCGGCCGUGCGCGGCCAGCUGCAGCUGCUCUGGAGCCGCUCCGUCUCGCGCGCCCUGUUUGACGGCGUGGAGCGCGCGCCGCCGCCGCCGGCCGCCGCCGCGCCGACGCCCGCCGACGGCCGCCUGCCGAGCCUGCUGCGGCGCGCGCUGGAGCGAGGCCGGCCCGGCGCCGCCGCCGGCCGCCGGCUGGGCGGGGCCGAGUGCGCGCGUGUGGCGCUCGUCUGCUCUCUCUACCAGACGGCGCUGCAGACGCUGACUCAGCUACGGGCCGACAUACUGACCAGCCUGUGUUACGGCGGCACGCUGCUGCCCGACCUGUGGGCGCUGCUGGGCGGCCUCGGGCCCGACUGCGGCCUCAAGCAGUUCGUCGGCCUGCUGGGCACGGCCGGCGGCGCCGCCGCGCCCGAGUUCCACGUGCUCUCCAUGUUCUGCGACUGCAUGGCCAACUACGUGGUUGUUCUGGAUGAUAUUGAGAUGUACGAAGAGCAGAAAAUAUUCAAGCUGGACGUCUACGUCCAGUUAUCGGACUUCCUCAACAAAUUGGUGUACAAGAUAAUCAUCAACAACCUGAUUGACGCCAAGACGCUGUCGAGUAGCGCCCUGUUCCAGUCGCUGCACGCGCUGCUGCUGCUGCUCUACAAGCGCGACUGUCGGCGUCCGUACGCGCCCAAGUACCACUGGAACAUCGUCGGCAGCAAGAGCUUCCUCGGAGACAUCGAGAAGAACAAGAAGUCAGCCGUGCUGCUGCUGCAGAAGAUGCCACACGUGCUGCACCACUUUGAGCGGGUCUGCCUUUUCCGGCAAGAGGUGACGAAGGAGAAGCUGGCGCUGGGCCUCACCGAGUCGGCCUUCACCACGCCCCAGUCCACGCUCGUCACGAUCCACAGGUCCCGUCUGCUGGAGGACGGCUACCGCCAGCUGGCCUCGCUCUCCCCGCAGCUGCUCAAGGGCAUCAUCCGGGUCAAGUUCAUCAACGAACAGGGCCUGGACGAGGCGGGCAUCGACCAGGACGGCGUGUUCAAAGAGUUUCUGGAGGAGACGAUCCGCCGCGUGUUCGACCCGGGCCUGAGCCUGUUCCAGACCACCAGCGACCAGCGCCUGUACCCGUCGCCCGCCUCGGGCGUCCACAGCGACCAUCUGCAGCUGAUCGAGUUUGUCGGCAAGAUGCUGGGCAAGGCCGUGUAUGAGGGUAUCGUGGUGGACGUGCCGUUCGCGCCGUUUUUCCUGUCGGAGCUGCUGGGCCACUCGCACAAGAACCUGUACUGCUCGGUGGAUGAGCUCCCGUCGUUGGAUCCGGAGCUUUACAAGAACAUCACCUACAUCAAGCGCUACGAGGGCGACGUGCAGGAGCUGGGGCUCACCUUCUCCUACGACCAGGACGUGAUGGGCCAGCUGGUGACCUAUGACCUCAUCCCUGGCGGACGGGUCAUCCCCGUCACCAACGAGAACAAGAUCCAGUACGUGUACCACCUGGCGCACUUUCGCAUGCAGACGCAGAUCCGCGAGCAGACGGCCGCCUUCCUGCGCGGCUUCCGCGCCCUCGUCCGGCCCGAGUGGCUGCAGAUGUUCUCUCCGCCCGAGCUGCAGCGUCUGAUCUCGGGCGACAACGUGGACCUGGACGUGCGUGAGCUGCGCAAGUACACCCAGUACUACGGCGGCUUCCACGACCGGCACCGCAUCGUCGUCUGGUUCUGGGAUGUGCUCGACAAGGACUUCACGCAGGAGGAGAAGAAGAUGUUUCUUAAGUUCGUGACGUCAUGCUCCAACCCUCCGCUGAUGGGCUUCGCGCACUUGGAGCCGCCUUUCUCCAUCCGCUGCGUGGAGGUGGGCGACGACGACGACACUGGAGACACGAUAGGCUCGAUGCUGCGCGGCUUCCUGUCGGUGCGCCGGCGCGAUCCCGUCACCCGGCUGCCCACAUCGUCCACCUGCUUCAACCUGCUGAAGCUGCCCAACUACCAGAAGAAGACCACGCUCCGGGACAAGCUGCGGUACGCCAUCCGCAACAACACCGGGUUCGAGCUGUCGUAGCGACGCAGCGGCGGCGGCCGGAGCGACGCGGCGGCGGCGGCUGGAGCGAGGGCGGCGCGGUCCCGGCCUAGGCGUGGGGAGGCCGAGCGCCAGGGGACGCCGGAGUGCGCCGAUCGAUCCUGCCUCCCCUGCGUGGUCACUGGCACAGCGGACCGGCGGCCGGCGCUGCCCUGACUGCGGCGCGCGCGGGUCAGGGCGCACACGCCGGCGGUGGCGGCGUGGCGCGCACCGGCCCGCUCGCUGAAGGCGUGCCGGCCGGGGCGCCGAAAUUGCCCUUGUCGCGUCUGUGAUAUACUUCGGAUGUUUUUAUGUGAUGUGAAUGUUAGUUGCUGUGCUGACGCGGGGUAAUUGUCGGGCCUGCUGUUUCAAAUCAGUUUAUUUAAUGGGCACUGAGCGAAAGGCAUUGCACGGCCGGUAAGCUGUUAUCAUGCAACAUGCACGAUAAGCCAAUCGGUUGCACGCCCCAGACGUUGGCGUGCAAUGUGUGGCAUUUGUUUUGCUUCCGUUCUCACUUCGUUUCUACCGUCGGCACUGCAUCAUCCGUUUACACAAGACGAGUUAUUUUUGCCGCGGGUAAAUAGUGAAAUCUCAGUGAUCACUAUCAAACUCAGCAUGAAAGGGGCCACCUUGUUUCGUUAGUGCGCCUUUUACCCCCACGCUAGAGCUAGGCAUCCUGCAAGGUAAACUCGCAAUCAUCUCGUCAGUCCUGGGCACGUUCUUUUUUGUUGCAAUAGCUGGCUUGAGUCCGGCCAAUCGUUUUUCAUAGCAUAGUGUAUUACAUAUUAUCGUGCCAAUUACAUGCGUCGACAAAUAAUAAAGCUAUUAUGUUCAA
Pollicipes pollicipes is the source of this 4164-nucleotide messenger RNA. RefSeq names its product ubiquitin-protein ligase E3B. The record is from RefSeq and is a predicted model, not a curated record. Gene Ontology annotation, biological process: protein polyubiquitination; ubiquitin-dependent protein catabolic process. NCBI's taxonomy places the organism in Eukaryota, Metazoa, Arthropoda, Thecostraca, Pollicipedomorpha, Pollicipedidae. The transcript has 20 exons. Bases 159 to 3332 code for a protein of 1057 amino acids. Gene Ontology annotation, molecular function: ubiquitin protein ligase activity; protein binding.